AUGACUGGCACUCCCGUCGAUCUCUCCCACCACCUCUCCCAGGAGGCGCGUCUUCGGAAGCCCAAUUCCAUGAAGGAGAUCUGGCGACUGGCUCGUAGGAAGCCGAACAUGAUCUCUCUGGCAAACGGCGAUCCUCACUCGUCGCUCUACCCUAUCAAAAGCCUGACUUUCGAUGUCGCCUCCGUCACUGAGAAAGACCCGGUGGCGACCUGGCGCGCUGGAUCCUCUAGUGCGCCCUCGCAUUCGAUUACCUCCUCGCGCGACGAAGCACCAGUCUUGCCUGUGCGCACCGCAUUCCAGUACACGACGGGCGCGGGCCUCACAGAGACACAACAAGCGGUCACCGAGCUUACGCGUUUCUACCACAACCCUCCUGAUCACGUCGCGACACUGUCCCUCGGGAACGGCGACGGUGUCACGAAAUGCUUCCGGCUGCUGGGCUCGCCUGGUGAUCACUUCCUGGCCGAUGAAUUCACAUUCAGUGCGCUCGCGAACGCCGCUGUCCCUCAUGGAGUCAAGUGGGUAUCUGUCAAGAUUGACGAGGGCGGUCUGAUUCCGGAAGACCUUGAGAACGUCAUGGAGAACUGGUCGGAGGAGCGUGGGCCGAAGCCUCACGUGCUCUACACUGUACCAUGCGGACAAAACCCGACUGGCUCUACAUUAACUGUGGAGCGUCGGAAGAAGAUCUAUGAGCUUGCCCGCCGAUUCGACCUUCUCAUCAUCGAAGACGAUCCCUACUACUUCCUCCAAUACACCUCCAAGCCGUCCACGCCGGAGGCACAGCCCGCCCCGGCCGGAUCGGAUUCGCAGUCCGCCCUCUCGCCGCGCGGGCUAGCGCCGUCCUUCCUCUCGCUCGACACAGACGGGCGCGUGCUGCGCGUCGACUCCUUCAGCAAGGUGUUCGCGCCGGGCAUGCGGCUCGGGUUCAUCACGUCGUCGCCCUUCUUCCACGCGCACCUCGUCGCGCUCACAGACUCGUCGACGCAGCACCCGCACGCGUUCGGCCAGCUCUUCCUCACGGAGCUCCUCGGCCCGGCAGGCUGGACGCUCGCUGGCUUCGAUGCGUGGGUGCGCAGUUUGCGCGAUGAGUACCAGCGCCGGCGAGACUUCUUCCUCGGUCUUUUCGAGAAGGAGGUGGCGCCCCUCGGGCUGGUCGACGCGAGCGUGCCCGACGCGGGCAUGUUCGUGUGGACGAAGAUCAAUGUCGAGAGGCACCCGCGGUUCAGAAGGGAAGCGGGCAAGACGAAGGGCGCCACGACGAACUGCAGGCAGCUCAUGGAGGAGCUGUUCGAGACGUGCUUGGACAACGGGCUCGUCGUCAUGCCUGCGUGGGUGUUCGCGCUCCCGGCGGAUCCCAAGUACGAUGAGAACCCCAUCGCGGAUCGCAUGAACUACUUCCGCCUUACCUUCGCUGGGACGGAGGAAGCCAUGGAAGAGGGCCUGAAGAUCUUCGGCCAAUCGCUGAAGGAGUUCUAUGCUGACCAGCCCAAGUGCAUUGAAAACUAA
Messenger RNA from Rhodofomes roseus, 1506 nucleotides. RefSeq names its product L-tyrosine:2-oxoglutarate aminotransferase. The record is from RefSeq and is a predicted model, not a curated record. The transcript has 5 exons. NCBI's taxonomy places the organism in Eukaryota, Fungi, Basidiomycota, Agaricomycetes, Polyporales, Fomitopsidaceae. Bases 1 to 1506 code for a protein of 501 amino acids. Gene Ontology annotation, molecular function: transaminase activity; pyridoxal phosphate binding. Gene Ontology annotation, biological process: biosynthetic process.